Messenger RNA from Coprinopsis cinerea okayama7#130, 225 nucleotides. Its product is annotated as atypical/Alpha protein kinase. Lineage: Eukaryota; Fungi; Basidiomycota; Agaricomycetes; Agaricales; Psathyrellaceae. The record is from RefSeq and is a predicted model, not a curated record. The transcript is spliced from 2 exons. Gene Ontology annotation, biological process: protein phosphorylation. Gene Ontology annotation, molecular function: protein serine/threonine kinase activity; ATP binding. Bases 1 to 225 code for a protein of 74 amino acids.
AUGACCCACACAGAGCACAAGGCCUCGGGAAUCGGUGAUUUCGGAGAGGAGGGUAUCAACAAGUUUGUUGAGGAACAUGUCUGCCAGGAGGUCUGUCUCUUGCUGGGCUUUGAUAAACAGUUCCCCCUCGCCCCUGUCACAUUGUACGAGAAGUACUCCAAGUCCGAAGAGGAGGGUAGCGAUCCGACGAACAGAACUUCGAAAUUAGCGUCUGACUUCAUCUAG